GUGUGGAGCUUCUAUACCCAAGUGAAACAGUACAAAUUGUCGUUGCCAAACUCUUCUUUCAUCCUACUUAUGAAAAUCAUAUCAACUUGCCAUUCACCCCAAGCCCUGAAGAUGGCAAUAUCUGUGUACUACGAUGCACUCAAUAACUAUAAACAAGGUUCAAGAUUGGUGGUUCCUUUAUCGCAAUCCGAGAAAACAAAGCUAUCCAUAUUACUAUUAUCAUCUUAUGAUGAUUCCACAGAUUAUAACCAGAUUCUUCCGUUAAAUAUGUUAUGGGAAACAUACAUUAGCCAAUUGCCAGAUGAGUCGAAGAAUAUCGAAGUCUUAUACCAUAGAGCUUACCUAUCCAUUUUACUAGGCUCACACCAGUUAGAAAGUGCAAUCGAGUAUUUCGACCUCGUGGUAAAACACUUCACUUUCCCAAAACUACAAUUGCUUUCAGAGCUUCCUAUGGCAAAGUUUAUCAACAAUUUGUGCUCUACCAGCGAUUGUUCUAAUCUAAAUUCAGUCAUACAAACGAUUAUCACUUAUGGGAGUGGUCAGAUACUUACGACUUCGAUGUGGAUAAAAAUAUUAGAUGUAGGGUUGAAAGAAAAUGACUAUCAAUUGGUCAAAACUAUUUACGAUAAUUACAUUAUGAAAGGAUUUGCUGACUCUGCAGUCACCACCGAGCAGGCAAUUUUCGAGGAUUUCAGUUCCAAAAACCAAAUUUUUAACACCCUAAAUGACAAGAUAAUCUUUCAAAUUCUUCACACCUUGUCCACCAAUGGAGAUGUUAACCUGACUUUGACCCUCAUUGAAACUCAUUUCCUUCACAAAUCGGCAAAAGGGGAGAAGGCAUUAACAAAGGAACUAUGCAUCAAGAUCAUCGAAUCGUACUGCUACCAUAUAGAGUCUCAACGGGAAUGGUCAGAUAUUUCUUCCAAAACCAUCAAAGAUCAAAGUAUAAAAAAAUUGUUGGACGUUUUGAAUGGUUUCAUGAUCAAAUUCGUCAGAGAUAACAAUGAAGUGCUAUCUUACAAGGACAUCACCUCCGCCAUGUCUAUCAAAUUCUGGAAUUACUAUGCUUAUGACGAGAAUAUACAGAAGGAACAAACCAAAAGAUCCAUCAUAUCUGAAAGUAUCAUACAUUCAGAAGAAAACGAGUGGCAAACAAUGGUUCUACCAAGAAAACUCUCGAACAAAAACUUACAUUCUUCGAGCUUUGGAAACAUGUUGGCUAAUAUGGAUAUUUUGAGAGAGUUUGUGCUGGACCAUAUCGAGUAUCUCUCCUUAGACUCUAACUUUCAACCCAAAACGAUAACAUUAUUUAUUAAUUGUUUAUUGAAUCAUAUUAAUUUACAUCAAAAUUUCACGGCAACCACUCAGGUAUUACUCCAAUUGAAAAAUAAGAAUACUAAUUUCAUUAAUGAGUGGUUGGAUGGUGAUCUGAUUAAUAUCAUACUCAACACUUUGGCGAUAUCUUCUGCAAGCAAAAAGUCUUCGCGGAUUUUAUUCGAUUAUUUGAAGCACAACUCAAUACCCAUAACGCCGGAUCAAUAUAGGUAUCUUCUUUCAGCUAAUUUAAAGGGAUAUAUUCAUGAUGGGUUACAUAUGGUGCUCUAUGGGUAUCUUCAUGACUAUAAUGGUGUUGUGACCUCCGAAAUCAAGCACUUGUUGCGAGAUAUUCCGACCAAAGACAUCCAUGGGCACGAAGGCACGCUAAAGUUGAUCGAAUUUUGCAAUCUGUCCCCCCAGACUAUUAUUAAAGAAGUAGAUCAAUUCUAUGGCAAUAAUAACCUUCACAAGGAGUUCGUUACAGAAGAACCAAUAGGAAAUUGGAGUAAGAAAUAUUAUCAGGAUUUUGAUAUUAGGGAUGCGGGGUAUAUAAAGGGAAUAUUCAGUUUAUAG
Suhomyces tanzawaensis NRRL Y-17324 is the source of this 1890-nucleotide messenger RNA. RefSeq lists its product as uncharacterized. Lineage: Eukaryota; Fungi; Ascomycota; Pichiomycetes; Serinales; Debaryomycetaceae. The annotation marks the transcript as partial. Gene Ontology annotation, cellular component: ribonucleoprotein complex. The record is from RefSeq and is a predicted model, not a curated record. Gene Ontology annotation, biological process: Group I intron splicing. The transcript has a single exon.